AUGAUGGCCAAUCCCCGUCCCAUUGAGGAGGACAAGCAGCAUGAAUUGAUGAAAGAUGUUGAUGGUGAAGCCAGUUGUAGCAAGUCACAACUUCCUUUGGGCAGGAAUGCAAGCAGCAGCAGUUGUCUCCCUUCACAGUUACGAUUGAGCGAUUCUCUUGCUGUCAAUGUUAAUCCAGAGCCAUCAGCAUCUUCACACCACUCUAGUUCUCCUGGAAUUGUACUACAUCGUGAACAGGCUACCUCUUACUUGUAUGACUGUUUCUCUGGUCCUAUACUCGGUCCGCCAGAUCAGACUGGUUUGAGUUCAAUGGUGAAAGGAGAUAAUACAGAGAGCAUGAAAGUGGUAGAAGUUGAUACUAGCCGGGGACACAACUUUCACUCGGAUGAACGACCUUUGGCUAAACCAAGCAGUAGCAACAACACUUACAACCUCAAAGUCUGUCCAAGUCCAAUCACCUCAGAAAGCUCGUACAACUUCUUCCAAAUGGCUAUGUAUCCAGAGAAAGUCAUCAAUAUAGAGGAAUUCCUGGGCGUCUCUGACAUCCUUAUUACAGGAAAUGAUGAUGCAGGCAAAAAGAAGAAAAUGAGCAAUAUAGUCCCUACCAUUCCAACAGACAAUAACAGUGGUAGCAGUUGUAGUAAUGCUAUUGACCCAAGUGGCAGUAGCUCAUUGAGUUCUGGUGUUAGUAUGAAUUUAAACAGUAUGGUUGGCCCGAGCACAAGUGGUCGGUUUGCAAGUGUACUCAAUCUGAGUUGCUACAAUGAAAACCUGGACAACUAUUUAAAAACGGGUAACAAUGAAUGCAUGUCCAGUAUGAAUGAAGCCAGCAUGGCUAGUGGAGCAGCUGGUCGUAAUUCUGAGAAUGUGGUCAAUCUAAGCCAACAUGUGGCUUGUCCCAGUGGUAGCAGCGUCACAAAAGUUGUGGUUACUUCAGCUGUGGUUGACCGGCCAGGCAGUAGUAAUGUGGUGAAUCCAAAUGGUAUCAUUGCCUCUACUGGUGUCCACCAUGCAGCUGGAAGUAACCACAAAGCUGUUGUUGUGAAUGUCCCUAACCUUGGUGCGGAGAAUGGCAUUCGGGGUGUGGAAAAUGGUGGUCAGAAAAUUCACAAUGAACAAAUACCAAAUCAAGCAGAGAAUGAUCUGGAAAUGGAAUUUUAUGAAUCUGUUAUUGAACUUGAGAAUGAAUAUAAUGGAAACAACGCAAGAGAAGGCAGGGAGACCAAUUUGAGUUCUUCUUUGCCUUUAUCAAAUGGUAAUAACUUGGACACUUCAGCAACAACUGUAGCCAAUGGGGGUACAGCUCUGAGUGGCUCACCAGCUGCAGAAGGAACAAAUGGCAUGGCUGGAGCUGCUACUCCCACUGCCUCGGAUAUCCUUAAAUGUACCAUCUGCACAAAGACUUUCAAUAGCUUUUUUUCUUUUUCUAUUUUUUCCUCCUCCCCACACACCUGUCUUCAUCUUGUGCAGCAAGGUUAUACUUUUUUUAUUUUCCUUUUCUCUCUACUCCUAGACAGUUUAAAUCUAUAA
Messenger RNA from Acanthosepion pharaonis, 1530 nucleotides. The record is from the annotation of a GenBank genome assembly. NCBI's taxonomy places the organism in Eukaryota, Metazoa, Mollusca, Cephalopoda, Sepiida, Sepiidae.